AUGUCGACUUCAAACGAAGCUACCAAUGUUGGCAUUGUCAGUAGAACUGAAACCUGCACCUGCUGCGGAAAGCUUAAGCCUAUUGCUGAAUUCACAAGAAUGAGUGGAAGUAGAAUAGCAGUCAAUACCUCAUGUAAUACCUGUUCUGAUCAAGAUAAGAGAUAUCGAGCAAAUAAAAAAGCUAAAUCAAUUAGUGAUAAAA
Molecule: messenger RNA, 202 nt
Organism: Racocetra persica
Lineage: Eukaryota; Fungi; Glomeromycota; Glomeromycetes; Diversisporales; Gigasporaceae
Source: the annotation of a GenBank genome assembly